AUGGCACGCCGGCCGAGGCGAGCCCCCCUGCUGCUGGCGCUCACGGCGUGGCACGGACGGGCGGUGCGGGGCCCAGGGGAGCCCCCGGGGCUGGGCGGCGGCCUGGACGACGCCGAGGCGGUGGAGCUGCGGAUCUCGGCCAGCGGCCUGGGGUUCCUGGAGGAGCUCCAGGGGACGCCAGAGCUGCUGGCGCGCGUGCACCGCGUGCGGCUGGGCGUGCCGCCCGGCGCGCCCAGUGCCGCGUGGCUGCCGGAGGUGCUGCCCCGGCUGCAGCUGCUGGGGUACUCCCUGCGCUGGGACCUGGACUCGGCGCCGGCAGGAGCCGGCGUGUACCCCGUCGAGCGCGGAUGCCACCUGUACGGUGCCGACAGCGCGCCGCCCGACGCCGCCUGCUUCUUCCAGCGGACCACGUCGAGGCCAGCCACGGCGCUGGCCGACAUCUUCCUGCGGCGGCCCGUCGAGGUCCUGCGCCUCUCGGAGGGGCUGGAGGGCGAGGUCUCCAGGCAGUUCGGCUUCCUCUGGCGGUCGCACCUGGAAGCCUGUGGCGCGCCGCCCGACAAGGCUUUCGCGUGCCUCAUGCAUCAGAUGGCGUCGCCCAUGACCGGGACGAUGCAAGCCGCCGUCCUCGUGUUCGAGGCCCGCGCGACCGACUCCGUCAGGGAGGCGGCUGAAAGCUUCGGGACAGCGGUCUCAGCAGCGUGGGAGAUGCUUCGGGCUGAUAGCUGGCAGCGCACACACGAGGCCGGGGCGGCAUGCCUGCUCUUCACCGUCCUCGUGGAGCAGGCCUGCCGCCUGUGGCCCCAAGCCUGCGAUCCUGAGAGGGUGGAGCUGGGACCGCCCGCCGACGCGGGCGUGGACAGUCCUCCUGGCGAGGGAUCUGGCCAGCUGUGCAGUUCCCUGGACAGCUGCUUCGACAUCUUCAUGGCCCGCGCCAACGGGCCGCUGGACGUGGCCGUUAACCCUGAUCUCUUUGUGAACCUUUUCCGGAGCGCACAGCGCUUGACCGCCCCGCCCUGUGUGCCCCGAGCGUGGAACCUGGACCUGAGCGGGCCCGAUGGCCAGCCUCUCCCGAGCACAAGGAGCUCUGACGGCGUCUACCACACAACCGUGCUCGGCGUCGACUCGAUGGCCUGUCGCGCGCGAGUGUGUGUGUGUGUUUUGUGUGUGUGUGUGUGUGUGUGUGUGUGCGUGUGCGUGUGCGUGUGCGUGUGCGCGUGCGCGUGCGUGCGCGUGUGCGCGUGUGCGUGCGUGUGUUUGUGUGUGUGUGUGUGUUUGUGUGGGAAUUGGUUCUGA
Messenger RNA from Prorocentrum cordatum, 1293 nucleotides. NCBI's taxonomy places the organism in Eukaryota, Dinophyceae, Prorocentrales, Prorocentraceae. The record is from the annotation of a GenBank genome assembly.